GAGUCCAGCAUCAGAUUCCAGCACGAGUCCGUGUCGGUCAUGUUUGACGAAUAUGGCCCCCAUGCCGACAAAGUGGUCCCCUUCUUGGAGUGCAGCCGGCACAUACGGAGGUUCUUCAUAUUGGAGAACGUGCAGGGAUGUUUGAAGCAGUCCUCGAACGUGUCCGAGGACGACCCAUACAAGGCCAGCGUCACAGUCGUGUCCGACGAUACAAAUGUUUGGGUUAACAACCCCUCCAAGAAGCGUGAAAUUCUGGAGAACGGACGCACCGCGGAUUCCGCCAACAAGCACAAGGGCAUGAAGCGUGUGCAAUCUCUUCUUGGCAUGCUGCAGCACGUAAUCUUGCGGAGGAGUGACGGUGACGGGAUGGGUUCACAGGCCAUAGCCCAAAUUCAUGCCCCCUGUCAGCUGCUUUCGCGUGCCAACUCGUGGACGACACUGCACAGGAUGCGUCGGUGGAGCUUGUACUCGUCUGUUGGAUGUGCGCCUCAGUUUGGUGGUGAAAGCCUGUGGAAUCUCUUUGCAGCUGUGCCACUUAAGCUGGUCUUGCACUGUGGUGAUGCGCUUCCAGCAAACCACGUGUGCCAAGCUGCCGAACAUGUUCGGUGGCACCAAAGACGGACUGAGGGCGACAUCAAUGCGUCAACGACUUUGCAGACGGAAUGCAACUGUCUUCAUCAUCAAGCUGCCCUUGCACUCAAACCCGGGCUUCUCAGUGUUGAGGGCUUGUGUUCGGGAAUGGUGAGGAUGACCAGGGCGAUGAGAGCCACGAAAUUUCAAUGUCUUUACCAAGAGGGUUUGGACAUUCUAGCAGAGUCGGUCGAAAGGCGUGUGGUGCAGCAGCUUCCUUCCGGAAUACAGGGGAUCCAAGCAAAGCAGCAACGAUUGCUUGGCAUUUUGGGCCAUGAACUAUUGGAAGACGAGCAGAAGCUGAUCCUGUCAACUUUCAAUAGUUCCUGGGAUGAUGAAGUGGGUGCUGAUGGCAAGUGGGUGCACUGGUGCAACGGUUGCUGUGUGUCGCAGCAGGAUUGUGUGAAUCGCAGUCGUGAAUGCUUGCGGUUGUUGUUUCAGCAAUUUCCGCAGGUGCCGCUCCUGUAUAGGUGGAAAGGUUGGGGGCCGUGCCAGAACUACUGCACCCGUGGUGUUUUCGUACACAACUUCGUAGCUUUUCUUAUUCGGCGCUGCUGUAGCAAGCACAGUCAGUCUGCAGUGGACCAACAGGCUAUGGACGAAGAUUCCCCCGACCUGCCGCUUUCUUUGCGGCAGGAGAUCCGUAUGACCAAAACGUUGGCCUUCAUGACUUCAGGAACCAUCCGUGCUGACCUUGGCAAAAGCCUUCUGGUAUAUUGGCCGUUGGCGACUUUGAUGGAUUUCAUUUCACUAGUUGAGACAGCUCGCAGCCGUGCUCAACUGCGCAUUCGAUCCCUGGCUCUUCCUGGCAGCCAGUGCAAGUACAGUGAGGAGGAAUUGCGAGACAUGAAUUGGUCUGUCCUUGGUGGCGCAAAGGGCGAAGAGGCCGUGAAGGAAUUCACCGUCCUCCUACUUGCUUCUCCAGAUGAAGAAAUCCUUCAAGCCUGUAGAGUCUCAUUUCCAGAUGUGCUUCCCCACGUGUUUCCAGCCAUGUGCGAUGCAUGGCGCCGAUUGGUUCUGCCGACGAAGAAGCAGAAGACACGUCUGCUCGGUAUGGGCAGAAUGAACACGAGCCAGGCCAAGGAACUUUUGAUUGAGAUGGCCAAGAUGCCAGUAUGUUGCAUUGGUGACCCGUUCGUGCAAGUGGAGCUACAGAUCACAGCCAAAGGAGAAAAUGACGCAGCUGUGAAUCAGUUGCGGGAUCUUCUCCAAGAUGCUCUGCUCCAUAUGCCGGCUUCUUCAGUCAAUGUCGAGAAGUUUCACGCCAACACUCAGCAGACGGCGACGGCACAUCGCACAGGCAAGACUGCUGACAGCCUCCAACUGGACACAUAUGUCAUGUCCACCCGUCUGGAGCAUGACAGAUUGAAGCGAGCAGCCCAGGAUGAAACUCUGGGUGCGUCCAAGCGACGUGCCGGAAAGCUUCUUUCGAGCCGUGUAGUUUCUAGAACCAUACCGGGGACCACCAGAGGCAAGGUGGAUGGCAGAGGUGGUGGCAGGCGCAGCACGCUUGCGCAACUUGUCGUGACCAACUCGCUGGGGAUGUGA
Messenger RNA from Symbiodinium necroappetens, 2178 nucleotides. The record is from the annotation of a GenBank genome assembly. Lineage: Eukaryota; Dinophyceae; Suessiales; Symbiodiniaceae.